CAUUUAAAUCUGGUUUAAAUGUUUAAAUGUUUAAGAAACGCAUUUGCCAUUAUUUCUACGCUGGCAUAUUUAGUGUUUUCCUAUGUGGAUAGCGGUGCCGCCCAACUAGACGGAGCGGCAUCCUUGGCGUCGCGCACCGCUCGGAAUAGCCGCCGAGCGCGGCGCUUUCAGCUUUGACUUCAUUGCCGCUGACCUAUCAAGGCGCGACCAAUGGCUGAGCCAAGAAGCAAUGAUGACGUCCCUGCGCUGGUCGUGCAUCUAUGCACUGCGCGCCACUCGACGCACAGAUCUGCACGCGUUUUCAACUUGGUAAGUAAAAUACAGAAGUACAAUUAUCCCCACCGCUACCUAGUUAGCUCAAUAAGUUGUAGUUCAAACCCUUCAACGUGCAGGCUAGCAGUCUAAUGGGACGAUGAAUGAUGUAAAGCGUUAAUAAAAAUACUAGCUAGCUCCAACAAGUGAAACCUACAGUAACGUUAGCGGUAAGGUAACGUUAGCUGCUGUUAGCAAAUCAAGUGUUUCUUUAUGCCUAGCUUAUUGCCACAUAUAACCUCAUAACGGGUACAAUCAUGGUCUCACCUAGCACCUAAGCACUAACUUUGAAAAGCCAUCCCUAACUUUGAUUGAAAAUACUCUAACAGCAGAUUAACUGUUUUGACUUUACUAUUGUGCUAUUCCUGAAUUGUCUACAGUAAAAUGAACUUGAUAAAGCCUGAUAAGUUUUCCUACUGCUAUUGUCUCUCUUAUUCCAUCUCAACAUGUGCUUAAUGUAAUUAGCCAUAACAGUAGAUUUACUAAAAUAUUGGCCAGAUGUGUUGGUGAAGUAGUGGCAGAGAAACAGUAAAUAUGUUGUUUAGACAGUUACAAAAUGCAGUUUGUCUAAUAUUUGUCAGUAAGUUUAUAAUCACACAGUGUAAUAAAUCAGUUACUAGUUCAUAGUAAGUUUUUACUAUGCCUAAUUAAGAUAAUUUUCUCUAAGUUGGCAUGGUGGCUUACGGAAUUAUUUAAUUACUUUUUUAUAAAGGAUAAUAAUUACAAUUCCAGCCACAGAUAAAUGACAUUUUGUUUAAAUUAGGCUUUUUGCAAUUGCUCAAAUUGUAUCUUAUUUGUGUUUCAAAUCAACUUUAUUCUUUCUGUACUGAAAGGAUUUAAAUUAGAGGUUUUUCUGAGUAAAUGAAUAGAGCUGAUGUUACUUAAUGCUGCCGUGUACUUUUCUGGUUCAGUAAAACCAUGAGCUGUUGUUAACAAUUAAUGCCUUAUUUUAAUAUCACAGUAAAAAUAAUCCUUAUAUAUUUUAUUCUCAUUUGCAGAAAUGACAAAACCCAAACUUCUUAAUGAUGACAUCCCCGCAAUGCUCUUGCAUCUCCACUCAACGCCUCUGCACACACUUUCAACUUGAUCUGAACGAUUACCUGCUUGAUGAAAAACUUACUGAUGACCUCCAAAAUGCUGAUGAACUGCUUGCUGAGCUGCAGAAAGAGAAGGCAGCACUACCAGCUAGGACAUCCACGUCAAAAGUCAGGUGGAGAAAGAGAGACAGUGAUGGGAAUGUACUCUAUGCAAGGCCAAGGUCACGCAGGAAUCAGUCAGAAAAAGCUGGUGAUCACACGCCUAAUCCUCCCUGCAACACUGCUGAUCAUGGCCCUAACUCUGCUUCAGAGACUGCUUCAAAGACCAUCUCUGCUGAAUGUCUUGUGCAAGAUCUACAGUACUCCUUGAGUGUCUCUGAUGAUGAGAUACAAGAAGCUGCAGUUGACCAGGGAGCUCCUCUGGCUUCUGUGGAUUGGAGCACUCGUAACGCUCUCUUUUUUGAGAGAUGGAGGGCAAAGAGACCUUACCUUGUAAAUAGCAUGCUGGCACAGGGGAACGUGGAAACAAAAAUCUGCAGUCAAUGUGGGAUCAACUGUGCAGCUGUCAGAUGCAGAGACUGCUUACCAUGUCCAUUCCUCUGCGCUGAAUGCGACAUCAGCCGGCACAACAAAACCUACAUCCUUCACAACCGGGAUGCUAUGUGUGCUGGUUUCUUUCAGCCAUUGCCUCCAACCAGUUGCGUUGUGGAUAAUGCUGUUACACACUGUGUACGGCUUUUGCCUAUUGAGAUGCCUGUCCAAAUCUGUCGCUGUCCACCAGAGGCAUUGAGGGUCAUCCAAGGAAAGGCAGUUGCUUUGGUCACAAUAAAUGGACGGUAUGAUCUCAACAUGCCAGAGCUAAGCUGCGAGGGAUGCCAGGCUACUUGGACUGCAGAAGUGGAUGACCUUAUACAAAGUGGCUACUGGCCCGCCACCCUCAAUUUUGCGACAGUUUAUGAGGAAGACUUAUUUUUUACUUUUGAGAGCAUGAAGAUGGCAUCACCUGGAAUGUCCUGUCAGGCAUUUCUACGAAUGCUUGAGAAGCGGACUGUUCGCUUUGGCCGUACUGGAAAGCUCUCAUCUGACAGCUUUCAGAAAAGCUUUUUUGAAUGGGCUGCUGUUCAAUAUGAAGUUGAUGCCAUUUGCAAAGAGGAGCAAUUUAGCUGUCCUGCCUGCACUCCAGCAAUGCUUGCCGUCUCGGUUGACGGAAACCGCAAGCUUUAUCGUUUCAAGAGUACAGCACGAUCAGAGGAGCGGCCGAUCUUUGAUGGUGUCUUCAUUGCUAAUGAUGAAGAUGUGACCAGAUUUGUGGACCAAGUACACACCAAAACCAAACAUGUCACUGGAAAAGGCAUUUGUGGUGGGGAGUGGUUGGCAGCCCGAGAGACUUCCUGCAGAUCUAGGAGUAAGGUGGAUGAGGAAGGACUGGAGCUGGCAGUUUGCAGGCACGGUGUCUUGCUGUCUGCCCUUAAUAUGUUUAGGGGUGAAAUAUAUGCAUACCCCAUGUUCUUACAGAACCAGCUUGCGCCCAAGCACGACAUAACCUUCUUCUGUAUGGAUGUUGCAUGUAAAUACUGGCCCUACCUACAGAGAGUUUGUUUGGACUGUCCAGAGCUCCAGUCUCUUCAAAACAUGAGGCCCUUCCUGUCGGUUUUGCAUGCUAAAGCCCAUGACUUCAAAUGUGAGGUAAAAUGGAGUGGAGCCAACCAAGAUGGGGCUGGUUCGACAUUAGGGGAGGAAGUAGAGCAGUGUAAUGCGUUUCUCUCCAGAAUAGCGGUCACUACAAAGCACAUGUCAAAAGCAGGACGCAAUGACAUGCUUACACUCCUCUCCAUGAGAUGGAACCAGCAGAAGUUUCAAAACCUGGCAAAUUCUCUUUCCCAAAGAUACCAUAAGACUUCUAGAGCUCUAAAUGUCCAGUUGGGGGACCUGGAAACUCUGAAAGCCAAGCUUCAACUGCAAGAAAAAAACAUGGAGGAAUUUGUGCAAGAUGUGAAAGACUGGGCAGAUGACAGCAACAAAUGUCGACACAGAAUUAGACGGAAAAUAAGGCAAGAAAAGACCACUUUGCAGACCAUGCUAGCCAAGUACAACAGCCUUGUAACACCCGAGCAAGCAGUUUGCAUGGAUCAUAUUCUGGACACAGAACAUCCCUGGCCUUGGCAAAUAACACAAGAAGGCGCUGUUGAUUUCAGCACAAAAAAGGAAGUCUUUGAUAGGGUCAUGGCAGUUCGAAGGCUUCAAGAGGAGAAGAAGAUCCUUGUCAAAGAGAUCAAGCAGCACUGGGAUUCUCUGAAGUCCCAUGCCAGAGUCUUGUCUGAGUGGUCUUUCCAUCAGAGUGAAAACACCCAACAAGGACAUCUCACAGAGAAUGCGAAGAAGGGUGUCACUUGCCUCAUCCGCAGAAGGCUGAGGCAAAUGAAAGAGCUGCAAAGGCGUGCAAGAAAAGUCUACCUGCAUGUCCUGUCUAACCCAGAAAAUGACAAUCAGUUUUUUUGCACUACAGAUAGUUCAGAUGAAUUUGACUUUAGCUCGGAAAGUUCAGACUCCGAUGUUGACGCUAUGUAAAUACUCUUCAAAAAUACUAAAAUACUACUACAAUGUCAUUGCACCUGAUUUGAUUACAUUUUAUCUUAAACCUACCCCAAAUACCGCCAACAAUCUAAGACUACAAAUCACAGCACAAAGACUAAGCAUAGCCUAGUGUUAAACAGUGGUGGAAGUAUACAUAUCCUUUAUUUCAUUAAAAGUACUAAUGCCACACUGUAAAAAUACUCUUUUACAAGUAAAGGGAAACGAAAAUGGUAGGCCAACAAACACGGAGUAAAGGAAUAAAACAAAAUCUGUGCUAAAUGGAAGGUGGACAUAAUUAAUGUUGGCUACUGAUGUACAACCACAUUGCACAUUGUUAUUUUAUAAAUGAAAUAAACAAAAUGUUAGGGCCAAUUUGGGGUCAGUUGGACUACACUAACGUAGUGGAGUAAAAAGUAACAUAUUUUCUCUGAAAUGUCGCGGAGUAGAAGUAGAAAGUGACAUAAAAAGAAAAGACUCAUAAAGUACAAGUUCCUCAACAUCUCGAGUGAAGUACAGUACUGGAGUAAAUUUACUUAGUUACAUUCCACCACUGUUGUAAUGUUUUAAACAUGUAAAUAAUUAUUUUUGAAUGUACAGGCAAAACUCAUUUUUUCCCUGUAUUGUAUAUGAAUGUGUUCCCUUAUGGAAAUGUUUUGCAUGAUGUUUUUUUAAUAAAUU
This is a messenger RNA of Etheostoma spectabile (orangethroat darter), 4601 nucleotides long. RefSeq lists its product as uncharacterized. The transcript is spliced from 15 exons. The record is from RefSeq and is a predicted model, not a curated record. Bases 1335 to 3917 code for a protein of 860 amino acids. NCBI's taxonomy places the organism in Eukaryota, Metazoa, Chordata, Actinopteri, Perciformes, Percidae.